AUGACAUUCGGCUACGAUGCAGAUAUCGUUCACGCGCUUACUAUCGCUGGCUCUAAUACAUUGCGCGACCACGGGAAAUCCUUCGCACAUGAGCUUGCGAUGAGACGAAAAAGGACAGGCGCAGAGCAUCGCCCACUCAUAUUUGUCGCGCACAGUCUAGGAGGUCUUGUAAUCGAGCAAGCUCUAUUAGUAUGCCGUGGAGAAGCACAUUCAUAUUUCAAAAGCAUACUCUCGAGUACUUUCGGUAUCUUAUUCAUCGGAACACCACAUGCUGGAUCCGGGAAAGCCGAUCUCAUGAAGCCCCUCGCGAGUCUUGCGAAGGUUUUGCGUGCCUCAAACACCGAGAUUGUCGGUGUCCUGAAACCCGGUUCUGAAAUGCUUGCAAAUCUGCAACAAGAGUUUCAUGGAAUGCUCGAAGACCGUCGGCGAAACGAUAACAACCUGAUAGAAAUAUUCUGUUUCUAUGAAGAGCUGGAGGUUGAGGGAGUCGGCAAGGUGAGUACAGGUUACUUGAAUACUUGUCUGAUAGAAACGAGUCUCACAUUUGGCACAUUUCAGAUUGUUCCGAACUAUUCAGCCAUUUUGAAUAACUACGGAAGUCGUAGUAUUCACGGCAACCAUAUGCAAAUUACACGGUUCAGCGGCAAGACAGAUCAGGGAUAUGUGGCUGUGAGCGAUCAACUCUGGGCAUGGGUUGAAACGAUCGAAUCGCGGUCACUAGAAGAAGGUGCCACAACUGUUCCAAACUAUAGAAAGCAGGGGACCAUUGAAUCAGGUGGCGGUCCUAUCUUUUUGGGAACUGCGACUGCCGGCCGUGAUUUCAAUAUCAGUAAUCGAAGAUAUGCCAGUGAGUACUGA
This is a messenger RNA of Penicillium manginii, 858 nucleotides long. RefSeq lists its product as uncharacterized. Bases 1 to 858 code for a protein of 285 amino acids. The transcript has 2 exons. The record is from RefSeq and is a predicted model, not a curated record. Lineage: Eukaryota; Fungi; Ascomycota; Eurotiomycetes; Eurotiales; Aspergillaceae.